Molecule: messenger RNA, 2598 nt
Organism: Oryzias latipes (Japanese medaka)
Lineage: Eukaryota; Metazoa; Chordata; Actinopteri; Beloniformes; Adrianichthyidae
Gene: ptbp2a
Product: polypyrimidine tract binding protein 2a
Biological process (GO): mRNA processing
Cellular component (GO): nucleus
Molecular function (GO): RNA binding
Source: RefSeq, a predicted model, not a curated record
ACAUCCUAAAGCCUCCAUUUGGCGCUCGUACGUGCGCGCACGCGCCGUGGUUGGGUGCGUGAGGAGGAAACAGAAGCGAGUCCGGAUCCGCUUGAGGUUUCUCCAGGAUGGACAGUGUUGGAGACAUUGCAGUUGGAAUGAAAAGAGGAUCUGAUGAGCUGAGUAUGUACAACAAUUCCAACUCUGACUUGAGCACUAGAAGUGAUGGAGCGUCCACCGGCAGCGAUAGCAAAAAGCUCAGGGUGGAGGAGGCUCUGCCGUCUCGUGUGAUUCACAUCAGGAGGCUGCCCACUGAGGCAAUGGACGCAGAAGUCAUAGCUCUGGGUCUACCUUUUGGCAAAGUCACAAACAUCCUGACAUUGAGGGGGAAGAACCAGGCCUUCCUGGAGAUGGGAACAGAGGAGGCAGCCAUCACAAUGGUGAACUAUUACAACACGGUUCCUCCACACGUCCGGAACUCCCCCGUCUACGUUCAGUUCUCCAACCACAAAGAGCUCAAAACUGAUGCUGCCAGUCAGCGGACUCAGGCAGUGCUGCAGGCGGUCUCAGCCGUCCAACCCCCGGGCUCGGAGGUGCAGGACGUUCUAGCUGCAGCGUCCAGCCCUGUGCUGCGGAUCAUCAUUGACAACAUGUUCUACCCCGUAACCCUGGAUGUGCUGCAGCAGAUAUUUUCAAAGUUUGGCACCGUCAUGAAGAUUAUCACCUUCACCAAGAACAACCAGUUCCAGGCUCUUCUGCAGUACAGUGAUCCCGUCCAGGCACAGCACGCCAAACUAGCACUGGAUGGUCAGAACAUCUACAACUCAUGCUGCACACUGCGCAUUGACUUCUCUAAGCUGGUCAACCUGAAUGUUAAAUACAACAAUGAUAAGAGUCGUGACUACAGCAGACCGGAGCUGCCAGCAGGUGACAGUCGGCCCACUCUGGACCCCAGUGUGGCUGCUGCCCUCAGCAAAGACUCCACCCCCCUCCUCUGUAAGAUCCCAGGAGCCUUGAACCCCCUGAGUGCAGCAGCAGCAGCAGCCGCUGCAGCGGGUAGGGUGGCCCUCCCCGGACAAGCAGGAUCUGGGGGGGUCCUGCUCGCCAGCAACCUCAACGAGGAGAUGGUUACGCCCCAAAGUCUGUUUACCCUCUUCGGAGUGUACGGGGAUGUCCAGAGGGUGAAAAUCCUCUACAACAAGAAGGACAGUGCUCUGAUUCAGAUGUGCGAUCCCAGCCAGGCCCAGCUUGCAAUGAGCCACCUGAAUGGACAGAAGAUGUACGGGAAGAUAAUCCGAGUCACUCUGUCCAAGCACCAGUCAGUGGCUCUACCGCGUGACGGCCUGGACGACCAGGGCCUGACCAAAGAUUUCACCAACUCUUCACUCCAUCGCUUCAAGAAACCUGGCUCCAAGAACUUCCAGAACAUUUUCCCACCAUCUGCCACUCUUCAUCUGUCCAACGUCCUGCAGGACGUGACUGAGGAAGACCUGCGGCUGCUGUUUUCCAACACUGGGGGAACCGUCAAAGCCUUCAAGUUUUUCCAGGACCGGAAGAUGGCUCUGAUACAGAUGUCUACGGUGGAGGAGGCCAUCCAGGCCUUGAUUGACCUUCAUAACUACAACAUGGGAGCCAACCAGCACCUCAGAGUGUCCUUCUCCAAGUCGACCAUUUGAGGAGUGAGGCGUUCAGACUCUUAGCUGCUGUGGUCUACAGCUCAGACGGGCAGCAUGCUGUCUGGACUGCAGGGGGACCACGUACAUUUUCUCUGUUCGGGGGGGUUUGUUGUUCCAGUCAUUCCUUUUUCAUGAGUAUUUUUGAUUCUGUAUAGUACUUUUGUGCCUUACUUGACAGUACUGACUGUUCCAGCAGGCCCAUGUGUUUUUUCCUGCUCAGGAGGCACUGACGUUUGUAGUAGUGGGGUUAGGUGUGAAGAUGAGCUCACAACCAUUUUGAAGUGUUUCAUUGCAGACCUGAAUUGUUUCAAGUGUUUAGUAGCCUGAGAGCAGAAUUCUCUAAUAAAAGUCUGACCUCACAGUCAGCCAACAUAAACUCUGUUUUUUAUCGAUCCAAACUUAAUCCAGUGAAGUGCAAUCAUGAGUGUCCGAGGCAGCUCCGCCCCACCCUGAUUGUUGAACAGAUGACCUGACAAGCAGCUUGGUGGACCCAAUGGACCGGUUCGCUCAGUCCUGAUGAUGAGGUUGACGUUUCUCCAGGAAGCAGAACAUGCUGCUACAGAAAAGCCACUGUGGUUUCGUUGUCAUGUGACUUUUGUUGAGAGGCGUUAUUCGAUCGGACCAAAGCUGCUGUGCCUUCUGUGCUUCUUCACUUACCAGAAAACUAAAGGUUGUUGAUCAGUUAUGAGAAACAAACAUACAUGAGCUCCAGACUGGAGCCAUUUUGUCAAAAACAACAUUUCUGUACAAUCUUUCCCUUUUCCAACUUUUGUAGUGGAGGAAUUUGGUAUUAGUCCUGAUUUGUAUUAGUACUGAGGAACAAUUAAAGCAUUGUUACUCUUCAACAGGAGGACAGAGACCUUUGGCUGGCUGGUUUUCGGGUGUCUCUUCUUUCCAGCAUCACUUCUGUAGCAUGUUUAAUAAAGCUCUUCUGUAGCUCUGC